Molecule: messenger RNA, 1677 nt
Organism: Helianthus annuus (common sunflower)
Lineage: Eukaryota; Viridiplantae; Streptophyta; Magnoliopsida; Asterales; Asteraceae
Exons: 5
Coding region: 1-1677 (558 amino acids)
Source: RefSeq, a predicted model, not a curated record
AUGCCUCCCGUUCCUAAAUACAAACACCUAUCCGGCCAUCAAAAACGUAAGAGGAAGAAGCUAGAGGAAGAGAAAAGAAAGGAGGACGAAGUAAAACAAAACCGAAUACACAAGUUUUUUUCAAAAGAAACUCAAAGUUCUAGUUCUAACUUGGGUGAUGAUAAUGUGGGUGAAGACAAUGUUAAUGCUACCGUAGAUGAAGAAGCUAAUGUGGGCAAAGACAAUAUGAACGUAGAUGUAGACAACAUGAAUGCAGGUGAAGAUAAUGUUAAUCCCGUUCCGGAUAUUGAUAUUUUUGAUCCUAGAAAUUGGGGUGGGCUUAGUAAUGACAUGAUUAAAGAGUUGGUUAUGAAAGGUCCAAAAAGAGAUAGGGAUGUUGUUAAGGGCCCCGUGGAUAAAUUUGGAAGACAUUUUUCUAAUACCAUAACGGGGCAUCCGAAAGGUGGGUUGGAUGAUGAAGGUUAUAACGAUUGGAUACAUGCCAGUGGUAGACUUAAACAACAUGAAGUUGGUUUAGAACAUUUCAAGAAUAUGAAUGAAUGGUUUGAAUUGCACCAACGGUUGAAAUGCAAUGAAACAAUUGACAAAUCGGCAUAUGAGCAAUUUAGAAAAGAAAAAGAUUAUUGGAAACAAGUCAUCUUAAGGAUUGUUGCACUUGUGAAGUUUCUUGCAAAAUAUGGCUUAGCAUUUCGUGGGUCAAAUGAGAAGUUGUAUCAAAAAGGCAAUGGAAACUUUUUGGGUUUGGUUGAGAUGUUGGAAGAGUUUGACCCGAUUAUGAAAGAACAUGUGCGCCGAGUUUUGAAUGAUGAGUGCCAUGUACACUUUCUUAGCCACAAUAUUCAAAACGAGUUGAUACAAUUAUUAGGGGAUAAAGUUAGAACCGAAAUCAUCAAGAAGGUUAAGCAAGCAAAGUAUUACUCCAUCAUCCUCGAUUGCACGCCUGAUACAAGUCACCAAGAGCAAAUGUCCAUAAUUGUAAGGUGGCAAAUUUUGAAAGACAAUGUUAAAGGAUUAACUCUUAAAUCAUUGUCUAAGACUCGUUGGGAAAGUCGUAUAGAUAGUAUGAAGCCUAUAAGAACUCAACUUGGAGAUGUAAGAAAGGCUUUGCGAGAAGUUAGGGGGACGGAUAGAGAUGCUAAAAUCAUAAGUGAAGCUAAAUCAUUAGAAGAGUAUGAACUUGGUGAUUUUGAAUUUUUGGCACAAAUUGUCAUUUGGUUUGAAUUAUUAUCAAAGGUGAAUGUGGUGAGCAAACGGUUGCAAGCAAAAGAUGUUGUCCUUGAUGCUGCUAUUGAUGAAGUAGACAAAUUAAUUAAAUUCUUUAAGAAUUAUAGAGAAGUGGGGUUCUCUAAGGCACUUGAUGAAGCUAGAGAAAUUGCAAAUGAAAUAGGUGUAAAUGCGGAAUUUCGUCAAAAACGUGUGAUAUAUAGGAAAAAACAAUUUGAUGAAUCGUCAAGCGUAGAAGAAGUAACAUUUUCACCCGAGGAGGAUUUUCGAUUGAAGACUGUUGAUGAAGCCAAGCUUAAGGAGUGCUGUUAUCGCCUUGAAGAUGCAUUGAAGUAUGAAGGAGAAUCGGAUAUUGAUGCUAAAGAAUUGUAUACGGAGUUGAAGUUGAUUACUACAUUUUUAUCGAGACACAUUGACAACCCUUUUGACCGGAAAGAAGUUUCUCAAAGUUGA